Molecule: messenger RNA, 669 nt
Organism: Cooperia oncophora
Lineage: Eukaryota; Metazoa; Nematoda; Chromadorea; Rhabditida; Trichostrongylidae
Source: the annotation of a GenBank genome assembly
AUGAAUCGCAUUCGUUUCACGCCCAAUAGUAUGCGUUCAUCAGCAAGUGUGAUGGACAGAACUGUAAACAGUAACAGUAGUUCGGAAAGGAAGAAUCAGUGGUGGAAAGGUGAUGGCGGAUUCGUUUACAUAAAGUAUUUUGCACUUAUUAAACAAGUGCUAAUGCUUCUAUAUGUGUUGCGAUCUAUUCACGCUAAUCUGGAACUCGACGUACUUUGUUACGAUGAAGACGACCUGACGACUUCCGAAGGUUUUCCGAAAGUCAAAAUAUGCUUACGACCAUCGUGUCUGUGGCUUCACUGGAUUGUUUUGCGUUUACCACAGUGGCUUGUCCAGGACUUGCCAGAAGGCGUUUGCACCGGUCUGUUGUUCUUCACACUUUCCAGUUCCUUGCUUAUGUUGCUUGCAUUAUACCGUUGCGAGGUUGAGAAAAAGUCCGGUGCUUCCGCUCCACUCUGGUUGAAGGUGAUUAUGGUGCUGCCGAGUGUGCUAGUCGAAGUUGCUUUCACGAUGCUGAUGUGCAACGGAAUCAUCAGUGGUGCCUUGCAUUGGCGUAAAUUCAAAGUGUCUACUAGCAUGAUGGUGCUUGCUGCUGCUUACGCUGUUGUCUUAUGUUUUUCUGUUUUCAUUCUGGUGAGGAAAGCUCAUUUAUACAAAAAGAAAAAAUAA